Molecule: messenger RNA, 2086 nt
Organism: Polypterus senegalus (gray bichir)
Lineage: Eukaryota; Metazoa; Chordata; Cladistia; Polypteriformes; Polypteridae
Exons: 8
Coding region: 424-1863 (479 amino acids)
Source: RefSeq, a predicted model, not a curated record
CGAGGUCGGCGCUCAAAUGUCAGGCGGUGAAACUUCAGAGCAAAAAACAAAGGCGGAAGACGUAGUCAAAAGGGAGAGCGGAGAUUCGAGAACUGGCAGAUCAAAGAGCGAGACGUUAAGUCCGAGACGCGAAAACGAGAAACAAAGCGAGCUUGGCAACGUGAAAUCAUAAGGAAAAAACAAACGUGAGAAAAUCGAGGCACGAAACAUACAAUAAAUAAUCCAGCAGUUAGAGCCACGCAUAGCGUGUGCUUAAAUGCUGGAUUAAUCACGAGGAAAUGAGAAACCGAAUUGACCCAUGUUCCUCCAGUGCCAAGUGAAGAAAGCUCAGCUGAGAUUUCAAGCAAUGAAUCUGAUGACACCAUUCUUCUAAGUGAUGACAGCCCUACAAGAAAGAGGAGAGCUGAAGAUGAAGCAGGAAUUAUGGUCAAAAAAAUUCUGCAGACUAAACCUGGUGGGGAUGGAAUCAUCAGAGAGUACAACAAAACCAAAUGCUUGUCUGACAGCAACAGGAGAAAGAUGGUCAAUAUUCUUACUGCAGAUAUGACUGAAAAGCACAGCUCAUCUCCACCCAAACAAGUAAGAGAACUGUAUGCUCAAGGAAUCAUUGCCAUGUUUCCAUAUCUUAGGGAUCCAUAUGCAAAGCUUGGAUAUGAACAUUAUUAUGACCCUCAAAGUGGACAAGGGUACUUGUCAUGGAAAAUUAAGAACAUUCAGAGGAACAGUGCACCAUUAGAGACCCGUAGAUGUGUCCCCCAGUCUUUUAGUGGUGGCCCAUCUGCUCAGAGAGAAGCUUCAUCCAGCACAGAAGUUAUCCUAACCGAAGAACAGUAUAGGGAAGCUGUUUCUCUUAUGAUGCAUACUUCAGAGGAGGCGACAGUAAAGGUCAAGAUGAGGGAGACAUUUCAGUAUCGUCGCAAGAUAAUUCAUGACCCAAGCAGAUGCACUGAUGUGCUAACUGAAUUUCCACGUUAUUUGGAUAUCAAGGGCCUGAUUGAGUUGGAUUUUGCUUGUCUUUUUGGUAAAAAGACAGCAGCUAAAUUUUUAGAGAGGUGGCCAACUACAUUCAUGCAGAAAGUCAUUCAGCAGAGCAAGGGGCUUAACUCCUCCCAAGAACUUCAGGACCUGAUUCACUGUGCAGAAUCAGCUGUGGACACUGAAUCAGAUGAAGAUGGAUGGGGUAGUGGUCUUGCUUUGAUUCUUCUUUUACUUCACCUAAUUCCUCCAUCAGCACAAGGUCGCAAGAGACCUGGGAAAAUGUCGGCAUCUCAAGCUGAGAAAUACAUUGUGAUCUUCAAAAAGGCAGGGACUAACAUACAGGAACAUCUUGAUUCAAUUAAGGAGAGCACCCAGCCCUACCUGCUUGCUGUCGGGACAAAGAAAAGCAGCAUUCAUGGAUACUACAUCAUCCUCGACAAAAAAGCCAUACCAUGCAAGUCAGUGAGUGGUCUUGCUGCCUUUGAUGAACUAUUCAAAGCCCACUUUGUGUUUGGUGCCUCGUACAAUAAGGUGCUUCACAACAUGUACACCUUCAUACAAACAACCUUCAAUCAUGACAGAAUAGUACUUGGACCAGGAAAGACGGUUUCUCUCUGUGACUUAAGUGAAAAUGACCAAAUUGCGUCCAAGUUGAAUAUUCCUCCUCAAACAUAUGUUCUCUCAGUUAAAUGGGUGAAGCAUAAUGGAACUGAAUACCGUUCUGGUUUAAUUAUUUGUGGUGAAGUAGACAUUGAUUUGCCAGUGUUUUAUAAAAUCAAAGAUAUUGUUGUUAGAAAUGAAUUUGUGGUACUGGUUGCAUCACCGCUCAAAACUGUUUGCUUUGAUGAUCAUCGUUAUGCCUACAGAAUUGAACCAAGACACUGAAUCCUUGAAAGUGUUCAAUGUCACUGAACUAAUUUAUUACAAACCUUUUGAUAUGCAAAUGUCUUAUGGGUCUGAUAAUUUCUUUUGGUUUGUUGUACCUUACUGCAGUCUUGUUAACACUUAGCUGUCAAUGCAGGUUUUAUUUCAAGAUUUAUGUUUUUAUAUUUUAUCAUUUUAUAUGUAAUUUUAUGACAUGGAACUGUACAUGUUUUAAAUUAGCCAC